Xyrauchen texanus (razorback sucker) is the source of this 2575-nucleotide messenger RNA. It is a transcript of the gene pop4, whose product is annotated as POP4 homolog, ribonuclease P/MRP subunit. The record is from RefSeq and is a predicted model, not a curated record. The transcript is spliced from 7 exons. Gene Ontology annotation, biological process: tRNA 5'-leader removal; rRNA processing. Gene Ontology annotation, cellular component: ribonuclease MRP complex; ribonuclease P complex. Bases 149 to 811 code for a protein of 220 amino acids. Gene Ontology annotation, molecular function: ribonuclease P RNA binding. NCBI's taxonomy places the organism in Eukaryota, Metazoa, Chordata, Actinopteri, Cypriniformes, Catostomidae.
UUGACUGUGGUGAACGAUGCCGUGUUCGAUUUCUCUGGUCUGAUCGAUGUAUAGCUGAUCAGCUCGUCAGUCCUGUCUGCACACACGCGUGUGUUGAAAGCAAAGCAGCGGUGUUUCCUUGUACAGGGAGGAUCGUGUGUUUUGAGUUAUGGAGCUUAUAGUGCAGUCCCCAAUCCCAUCAGAAGAAAGCAACAUUUUGGAAUUUCAGUCGCAGCGUAGAAAAGCAGCAACACAUUUCACCAAAGCUUUCCUGAAGAACAGCCUACCCCAAUUGAAUGCUGAAGCCAUUGAGGAUGUGAUGCAACGCAAGGCCGUGGUGCUGGAAUAUAAAAGACCGAAUAAGAGGAAGGGAAAGAAAAGAAAGGCCAAGGGGCUCAAUGCCAAAGAGAGACGACAACUGAAAGUAUUCCAGCUUAAACCUGAACAUCAAAAAUAUGAACUGUUUCUACCUCUGCAUGAACUAUGGAAACAGUACAUUGUGGAACUGUGUGGUGGAUUAAAACCAGAAAGCAACCCACAGAUGAUCCAGCAGAAGUUUUUGAAAGCUGAUUUCCAUGGUGCCAUCUUAAAAGUUGUUCGAUCAAAAUGCCCAUCAUACGUGGGUCUAACUGGCAUCCUGGUACAGGAACUGAAGCACAUCUUCAAAAUCAUCACAAAAGAGGACAAACUAAAAGGUAUACCUAAGAGGAACAGUGUAUUCAGUGUAGAAAUUGGUGACUUUGUAACUCACAUCUAUGGCAGCAAGUUUGAACUGCGUUCCAGUGAGCGGUCAGCAAAGAAAUUCAAAGUAAAAGGAACUAUUGACUUGUAGUGGAAAGUCAUUGUAGAGAGGAGGAGGGCCCCACCCUCCUCCGCUCUACAGUCAUUAAUGUAAUUUGUAAUACUUGAUACUGGACAGUUUGAAGUGAAGACAACCAAUCCACAUUUCUUCAUCCUUUCAUUAUAGAUGCCUGUUUUUGCAUAUACCAUUUUUUGAAAAUAUAACUUUGUAUUUGAGGAAACACCAGUCCUUGUUUUUCCUUUAUGUUGGAAUGCCUUGUAUUUGGCUGAGGAUGAAACUACACUUUUAUUAUUCAAGGCUAUGAAAUCAGCCACUUAAUUUUAGUCUGACCAGAGGUUCCACAAACACUUCAUUAUGACCUCAUUCUGUCAACAAAGGUGUACUGAAAAGAAAAUAUCACUUCCGUAAGAACUGCUUUAAAUCUUUUUUUAAACAUGCUGAAAUCAGACUGUGUGACAGUAGAUUCAAUACAUUUAAAAAAUGUUUUAAAUGUAUAUUUACGUUGAAAAAUUUUUUUCAAUAAUGUGAGAUGUUCAGGUAGGUCAUACAAUUUAAAUGCAAAAUAAAAUACUAUAAGAGUAAUACUUUCUCCAGCAUACUAAGAUGAGCACUGUCGACAAGAUUUCCUGUUCAAAGUAUAAUGAGGGGAAUUAGUAUAGGACAUUUCAAUUUGGUGGUUUUCAUUGGAAUACAUUGUGUAAUUUUGUUUCUAUAUAUAUAUAUAUAUAUAAAUAACAAGGAAAUGUGUUUCUUCUCAGAGAUACUUGGUGUGAUACUUGAUCUUUGUUUUUCCCCGAUCAUGAAAUUUGUCUAUGCCCCUUUUGGAAUUUCCUUCCUAGAAAGGGCCAGAACAGGUUUUGCUGUUAAAUGAAUGACAGCUUGUCUGUUAAUAUAUAUAUAUAUAUACAAUAGAAGUCAGAAGUUUACAUACACUUAGGUUGAAGUCAUUAAAACUCCACAGAUUUCAUAUUAGCAAACUAUAGUUUUGGUUGUUCAGGUGGUCAUCCUAAAAAAAAGUCAUUUAGGACAUCUACUUUGUGCAUGACAUGAGUAAUUUUUCCAACAAUUGUUUACAGACAGAUUGUUUCACUUUUAAUUGACUAUAAUUCCAGUGGGUCAGAAGUUUACAUAUAUUAAGUUAACUGCCUUUAAGCAGUUUGGAUAUUCCAGAAAAUGAUGUCAAGCUUUUAGGCAAUUAGCCAUUUGGAGGUGUACAUGUGGAUGUAUUUUAAGGCCUACCUUAAAGCUCGUUCGCAAAUUGGGCUUCCAAAUGGACAAUGACCCCAAGCAUACCUCCAAAUUUGUGAUGAAAGUAAUACAAGCUGAAAUAAAUUAUUCUCCUAUUAUUCUGACAUUUCACAUUCUUAAAAUAAAUUAGUGAUCCUAACUGACCUAAGACCGGGAAUGUUUUCUAUGAUUAAAUGUCAGGAAUUGUGAAAAUAAAUUGUUUAAAUGUAUUUAGCUAAGGUGUAUGUAAACUUCUGACUUCAACUGUAUAUAUAUAUAUUAAAUAUCAUCUAAUACUUAUUUACUGAGAUCUUAUAAGAGUUCAUCAGCACUGUUUGAGUAAACUUAAAAACAAUUACUGGUUAUUAAGUACUGAAAUAACACAGCAAUGAACGUCACUCUUUGCAAAUAAAGUUCAUUCAUAAUUCUGUUGUGAAGUGUCAUUUCAGAGAAAAGAGGUGUGUUACAUUUAAUAACUUCUCCUUUUUUUGUCUUCUCUGAGUUCACUGUAUAAACAUUGUUGCAUCAAGGAUGUGUACUUCCUCUAAAUCAGAUUUACUAUACUCA